AUGCGUGCGAUAGUUCUAGCAAACUAUACCCAAGAAAAUUAUGGCCAAUAUCAACCCUCAGCAAACGUCGAACUGCCAAAUAAAGCACUCCACAGAGGAUUCUUUGGUGAAGUGAUUGAUAAAGCUAAAGUCUUUCUUCGUUGGGUUCUCAAUGGCAUAAAGAACUUUAUAAAGUCGAUUGCGGGAUUUAACUGGUGUAAAUUAAGAAAAAGUGUUGCAGACAUAUCUGCAGCACUGCGAAAAGUAACACGAAAGCCUGUCCAAAACGAUGAAGAUGACGAUCAAGACUGUAACGGUCCUGGUUCGUCUAUAACUAGUGUCGACAAAGGAAAAGAACAGAAAAGAUGUAGAGAUUGCGUUUCAGAUUGCAAGCCCGGAGCGAAGCGACCGGAUUAUUGCAGUGAUCCCAAUAAAUUUAAUAUAAUGAAUGAUGAUUAUGUGGAACCCACAAAACCUCAUUUCUCAACCGAAGAAGUUGAAGAUUUUACUUAAGAUGGAUCAUUUAAUAACAAUUUGCCCA
This is a messenger RNA of Chrysoperla carnea, 520 nucleotides long. RefSeq lists its product as uncharacterized. The transcript is spliced from 4 exons. The record is from RefSeq and is a predicted model, not a curated record. The coding region runs from base 1 to 492 and encodes 163 amino acids. Lineage: Eukaryota; Metazoa; Arthropoda; Insecta; Neuroptera; Chrysopidae.